This is a messenger RNA of Trematosphaeria pertusa, 1054 nucleotides long. RefSeq lists its product as uncharacterized. Gene Ontology annotation, biological process: regulation of vacuole fusion, non-autophagic. Gene Ontology annotation, molecular function: GTP binding; GTPase activity. The transcript is spliced from 7 exons. NCBI's taxonomy places the organism in Eukaryota, Fungi, Ascomycota, Dothideomycetes, Pleosporales, Trematosphaeriaceae. The coding region runs from base 226 to 843 and encodes 205 amino acids. Gene Ontology annotation, cellular component: phagocytic vesicle; late endosome; fungal-type vacuole membrane. The record is from RefSeq and is a predicted model, not a curated record.
CACACCACAACCAACGACCCUUGACCUGCUACCGUUACGCAGACCCCGCGAAGCUACGCCUGCGCUUUGAUCUACGCUUCACCGACCGCUGACUACCAGCGCAUCCUGCUGCCUAUCUUUAUCCUGUAGCCUGUAUCGACAGGCCUAGCCGCGGGCACGGCCGAGCUCCGCACCUCUAACCAUCGCACCGCACCCUACAUCCUCCAACCCCGGCCCUAUAAAACAAUGGCUUCAAGGAAGAAGGUCCUUCUCAAGGUCAUUAUCCUCGGCGACAGUGGCGUGGGCAAGACUAGCUUGAUGAACCAAUAUGUCAACAAGAAGUUCAGCGCGAGCUAUAAAGCGACCAUCGGCGCCGAUUUCCUCACCAAAGAAGUUCUCGUGGAUGAUCGACUGGUAACAAUGCAGUUGUGGGAUACUGCUGGCCAGGAGCGAUUCCAGUCAUUAGGUGUCGCCUUCUACAGGGGCGCCGACUGCUGCGUGCUGGUUUACGAUGUCAAUAACUCCAAGAGCUUCGACACACUGGACAGCUGGCGAGACGAGUUCCUGGUGCAAGCCAGCCCAAUGGACCCCGAAAGCUUCCCGUUCGUCGUUAUUGGCAAUAAGAUCGAUGUGGAGGAGAGCAAGAGGAUGAUCUCGCAAAAGCGCGCCAUGACCUAUUGCCAAUCCAAGGGCGGCAUCCCGUACUUCGAAACGAGCGCAAAAGAAGCUAUCAACGUCGAACAGGCCUUUGAAGUUAUCGCGCGACAGGCGCUGGCUCAAGAAGAAGUAGGAGACUUCAACUCUGACUUCCCCGAGACAAUCCCGAUAGAUCUCAAGGGCAACGAGGGCGGAUGCGCGUGCUGAUAAGGGCAUGCUCGCCUACAGUAUCCUCUUUCGCACCGUCCAUUCCGGUACUGGUACAUGUGGCCCUCUCGCGGCGUAUGGUGUCUGGCGUCGUGCAUACCUCUUGAGAGAGGCUCCCUUUUGCUCGCCUUCCACCUGUCUGGGUUUCGAGCGUUACAUAGUUGCCUACAUAGCUGCCUACACAGCUGCCUACAAGCACGAAUCAUUGAAA